AUGACGAUGGCGAACGGCACAGGAUUACUGCCAGUUCUCGUUGUGGGUUUUUCUACGAAUCACAGAGUCGAUGGCGGUGAAGAAGGCGAGACGGACAAGGGUUUGGCCAAAUCGUUAACGUUGUUCAAUGGAGUAUCGAUUAUUGUCGGUUGUAUCAUUGGAUCCGGUAUAUUCGUCUCACCAACUGGAGUUCAAGAACGUAAGUCGUCAAUAGUUCCGCUUCGAAUUUGUCUUUAUGUCUUUGAUUAUCGCCAAUUAUCAGUAAAUUUCAUCAAUUCCACUCUCACCCACUUCAACCCCAUCGACUGCUGA
Messenger RNA from Haemonchus placei, 312 nucleotides. The record is from the annotation of a GenBank genome assembly. NCBI's taxonomy places the organism in Eukaryota, Metazoa, Nematoda, Chromadorea, Rhabditida, Trichostrongylidae.